AUGGCUUCCCGCUUGAUGCUGUUGGUGCUUAUUGCCUUUGCUUUCCUACAACUCGCAUCUUCGCAAGUUGCCUCAACAUCGGUAGCCCCCUCUUCAUCAGGUGCUCUUCCCCCUACAAGUGCAGCUCCCACAUCCUCUCGUGCUUCAACUCGCGCCUCAACUCGGGUAUCAAAUUCUUCGACCACACGAACAUCGAGCAGCAGUGACUCAACCGGCUCUACUCCCCCAGAUGUCCUUUUGAAUGUCCCCAAUCUGUCUGUUGGCAGAAUAGAACUGGAUGUCGACAAUCUGAAAGCAGAUAUCAACUUGAAUGCUGAAGUUGCAGGUCUUGUGAAGAUCAAUGCAGGAGUGGCACUCUCUAUACAACGUAGGUUUCAGAACCGAUUAAAUCAGUAAUGAGCUAACCUUUUCAACAGAGGUCAACCUUACCAUUACCGAUGUAGAGGCUCAAUUAGAACUUAUCGUUCGUCUUGGGCACUUGGUAGAUAUCGUGAACAGAGUAUUUGAGUCUCUUGACUUGAAUCCCUUGUUGAUAAACGUUCUGAAUGGUGUCACUGACAUCGUGGAUACCGUAAUUGGAGCGGUGGACGGUUUGCUUGGUUCCAUCACCCAAGGCGGAACAACGCUCAACUUCCUGGUGGACAACCUCGGAAAUAUCGUACAAGAAGUGGGAGGGGUGAGCUCGAUUGUCGGCAACUACUUGAGCAAUAUGACCGACACUGGAGAGUCCAAGUCUCUUUCCAACGGCAAUACCCAGAAGACGUAUUCUUACUCGCCUUUGAAUGCGUUGGUAGAUAUCGUAUGUCAUUCCCAGGUACCAAGCAUAUGAGAAAGAUGGACUUGCUAACAUAAGAUGCAGGUAUUCAACACCGCAGGACAGCUUGUGCAAGCAACAGUUCAAAAGAAGUCAGGAAGUGGUGGAAGUACCUCAAGUACUAGCUCCCGCUCUACAGCCGUCCCUAGCUCUACAGCCGUCCCUAGCUCAACAGCUGGUGCUAGCUCUACAGCUGUUCCGGCUAGUACAAAUGUAGCCACUAGCACAAGUGCUUGA
Molecule: messenger RNA, 1051 nt
Organism: Hymenoscyphus albidus
Lineage: Eukaryota; Fungi; Ascomycota; Leotiomycetes; Helotiales; Helotiaceae
Source: the annotation of a GenBank genome assembly